AGAUGCAUACAAGACGUGCCUAGCACGGGCGAAGCGAGCUCUCAAUCACGCGUCUUUCCCCACGACGGUUCUUGGUCUAUCGAGGAAGACAUCAAACCACGUUGCCCUCCCUUCAUUAUUUGCACCUGGUGUUGGCCCGAUGUAUGAAGACCUGAAGGACAUGUUAUGUGCCUGGGUUGUGUCUCGGUCGGACGAAGGGCUAGGAUAUAUGCCCGGAAUAGCCAAAAUGCUGCGAUGCCCAAGGCUUUGUCGUGAUGCGAACUUACUCGAGCGACACUUCUAUUUCAACUUUAAGCAGCACCAGGUCUCGCCAGCAGCCUAUUUGCCUGACUGGCUAGUCCCACUCUUUCUCGAUCAUCUUCCGUUCGAGGCAUGUGCGCGAUUAUGGGACAUCCUCCUUCUAGAGGGCGAUUCCUUCUUAUUUCGUGCAUCAUUGGCAAUUCUAGCUGUACUGGAACCACGCCUCUUCUUUCCUGAUCGCCGCGAACUGUUGGAACUACUAAAACAAACCGGCUCUCGAAGUCGCGAAGCGAGAGGUCGACCGUUAAAUGGUGCCAAGUACGAAAUCUACAACGUAGAUGAGGAGACGUUGUGGGAGCGCCUUGACAGCAUGGACGAACUCAUACAGAGGGAACUGCCGGACUUGUAGAGUGUAGCGAGGAAUGUGAAGGCAAAGUUGUAAGGACCAGUGAAGUGGCGACACAUCCAGGUCCGAGCUCGAUUUCAUUGUAUUAUGAUGACCUCAUAAUCUCGUUGGUUCCGAAGGCGUCCGAUGACAAUCCAUAC
Molecule: messenger RNA, 786 nt
Organism: Fomitopsis serialis
Lineage: Eukaryota; Fungi; Basidiomycota; Agaricomycetes; Polyporales; Fomitopsidaceae
Exons: 6
Coding region: 140-649 (169 amino acids)
Source: RefSeq, a predicted model, not a curated record